Messenger RNA from Daucus carota subsp. sativus, 1580 nucleotides. RefSeq lists its product as uncharacterized. Lineage: Eukaryota; Viridiplantae; Streptophyta; Magnoliopsida; Apiales; Apiaceae. Bases 267 to 1580 code for a protein of 437 amino acids. The record is from RefSeq and is a predicted model, not a curated record. The transcript has 2 exons.
CACCAAGUUUGCCCAAUAUUCAAUCUGUGUACCUGCACUUCCAUAUAUAGCAAUGCGUGUGUACAGAGUUUGAAGCUUCGUACGAUACGUGUACAGCCGUCAAAAACAACUCACACCGUCUGUAAUUUAAAGGAAGGAGGGGGGGCUUUCUUGUCAUUACAGCCAUAAAGUAGCUUAGAUCAUUUUUGCCGCCAUUCUCCACCCCUUAUUACAGUGCUCUUGUUCUUGAUUAUGUCUUAAUCUCUUCCAACUACACCAUUCGUGUGAUGACUUGGAUUGUGCGUAGUGUUGAUGGUUCGACUGAGAAAGGCGUUGAUGAAGCUCCCAACUACAGUGAUAAGCCUGAUAAAUUCACCCUGAAAUUUCAUUUUGAUGGUAACUUGGAUGUACAUCGUAAGACUUAUGUUGGAGGGUCAAUCAAAUAUGUAGAUAUGUGUGAUGUUGAUGAGAUGAGCUACUUAGAAAUUGGUAAUAUGUACACUGAAUGUGGUGGUACUGGUUAUGUGACUGAGGUCUGGUACAAGCUUCCUAAUGCUGAAUUUGAAAGUGGUAUGUGCCCUUUGUCAAGUGAUGCUCAUGUGUUGGAAUUGUGUAACUCUCUGCCACCAAACAGAGUAAUGUAUGUUUAUGUUCAUAGUGAAAUUCUCCUCACCCAAGACUACCUACCUUCACAACAAUAUGAUCUAUCCUUUAUUGAUGACCCUCUUAAUAAUGCCUAUGAUAAAGAAGUGAUUGAUCAACUAUUGCAUCUUGAGGGACUGCAUAAUGAAAUGGAUGAUGUGCAAGCAGAUGAAGUAGUUGUAGAGAAGGACAAUGAUGUUGGGGAGCAAGUGGUGGAUCAUAGUGAUGCCAUUAGCUUUCAUGGUGAUAGCUCAAACAUGGACUCAACAGAUGAUGAUGUGAGUGCUUUGAAGACUGAUAUACUGAAGCAGAAGAAGAAGAGUGAGGCCACAACUGUUGAGGACUUUGGUCAGUUUGAGUUUGACAUAGGUACUCUUACUGGUAUGUUGACUGAAGAAGAAGGGCAAGAAGGGGAAGAAGAAGAGUUUAGUGAUUACUGUGGAAGUGAAGAAGAGAGGAUGGCUGCUAACACCACAGAUGAAGAAGAGGAGAGUUACAAUGCUUUUAAUGAAGACACAGAUAUGGGAAAUCCAAAGUUUGAGAUGGGGAUGCUGUUUUGUAGUGCUAAUGCAUUUAGGGAAGCUGUGAGAAAGCAAGCAAUUGUUGAAAGGAGGCCAAUUAGACAGAUGAGAAACUAUGGUGUAAGAGUUAAGUUUGUCUGCAUGGGAAAGGGCUGUCAUUGGAAAAUUUAUGCUUCUAAAAUGCAAAGCAGUUCAACAUACCAGAUUAAGACAUAUCAUAGAAAUCACACAUGUGGAACCACCUUUGAGCAGAAGCAAAUUAGCAGCAGCUGGUUAGCAAAAGAGUAUGAGAAUGAUAUCAGGAUGAAUCCAACCUGGCCAUUAGCAUCUUUUCAGAAGAAAAUAAUAAAUGACUGGCAUUGCCAUGUGAGUAUUUCCAUGGUAGGGAGGGCUGGCCAUGAAGAAUAUCAGAGGAGAUCAUGUACAACAAUAUGCUAA